GUAAAGAGCUUUCAUAUCCACCCAGCCAGGCUCUGAGCCUCCAUCCUCUGGCAGAGCUCUGCAGCAUGCCCACCUAGCCCCCCUUCAGGAGACUUGCACCCCUCUGCCUGGACCUGAAGCCCCUUAAAUAUCAGUUGUUUAUUUACCAAGCAAUUCUCUUCUUUGGAGCAUCAUCCUCUUCAGCAUCAGCACCCUGAAGAUGUGCAGCUGGUGAACAGCACUAGCCUUGAUCACUGCCAGGUCUAUCUGGGGGUCUUCUCCAGCCCCCACCCACAAAACCCCCUGUGCUGCCUCUUUAAGAUCAUCAGUCAUUUGGGCUUUUGACAGAUCCAUGGAGCUUUGAUGGACAAGGAGAUCCAGGAACAAGGUUGGAGAGCAGAGGUUCUCCAUGCUUGGAACAUCUAGACCAGCUUGUAUCCAUCCCAACACCCAGAAGACCCCUCUACUGCUGUCCGGGGGGUGUCAUCCUAUAAACAUCACUAUCAUUAUUAUUGUCAAUAUUGCUGUCCAUUCUGCUGCCAGCGCUAAAGAGGACAACCCCAGCCUGGAAUAGUGUCCUGCGUCCCUGGAAUGGCACAAAGGUACGACGAGAUGGUGCAUUACCCUGGCUUGGAUGGCAUUUCCCUGGCUGGAUUUGGGGAUGCCCAUACUAACAGAGCCCUUCAGCACCACUCUCUGAGUCAGAGCUCACCCUAUGGAUCCGCUGGUGCACACCGAGUACCCAUGCCCCCUGGAAUGGGCGGGAAUGACGGCUUAAAGAGAGAAAAGGAUGAGAUUUAUGGGCACCCUCUCUUUCCUCUACUUGCUCUUGUAUUUGAAAAGUGUGAGUUGGCAACUUGUUCACCGCGGGAUAAUUCUGGGUCUUUUCCGGGGGGUGAUGUAUGUUCAUCAGAUUCCUUCAACGAGGAUAUUGCUGUUUUCGCCAAACAAGUUCGAUCGGAAAAGCCUCUCUUUUCUUCCAACCCUGAGCUUGAUAAUUUAAUGAUCCAAGCCAUCCAAGUCUUAAGGUUUCAUUUAUUAGAGUUAGAGAAGGUUCAUGACCUCUGUGAUAAUUUUUGUCACCGAUAUAUCACCUGCCUCAAAGGAAAGAUGCCAAUAGACCUGGUAAUUGAUGACAGGGACGGUUCGUCGAAAUCAGACCUGGAGGAUUUUGCCGGAUCUUGCACAAGUCUUUCUGACCAGAAUAACUCCUGGAUUCGAGACCAUGAUGAAACAGGCUCCACCCACUCAGGAACACCUGGACCUUCCAGUGGCGGUCUCGCUUCCCAGAGUGGAGAUAAUUCCAGUGAACAAGGUGACUGUUUAGACACUAGUGUGGCUUCCCCUAGCACAGGUGAUGACGAUGACUUAGACCGGGACAAGAAAAGGAACAAGAAACGAGGCAUCUUCCCCAAAGUCGCCACAAAUAUAAUGAGGGCGUGGCUCUUCCAGCACCUAUCGCAUCCAUACCCCUCAGAAGAACAGAAAAAGCAACUCGCACAGGACACAGGGCUCACGAUACUGCAGGUCAACAACUGGUUUAUUAAUGCCAGGCGGAGGAUUGUACAGCCUAUGAUAGACCAGUCAAAUCGAUCAGGUCAAGGAGGGGCUCCGUACAGCCCGGAUGGUCAGAAUAUGGGAGGCUAUGUUAUGGAUGGGCAACAACACAUGGGCAUACGUCCACCAGGCUUCCAGGGGAUUCCAGGGGAUUACGCCUCAGCUCCCAGCGCUAUGGCCAUGGGAUUCCCACCGGCCGGUUACACACCUGCCAUGACCUCACACCCUGCCGGCCUCCGUCACGGAACCUCUCUGCACUCCUACCUCCCAGGGCACCCUCACCAUGCCUCCAUGAUCCUGCCAGCCGGGACCUCCCCUCACCACCUGGUGCCGGCGCAGAGUCCAGGAGACUCACUUUUAAACGGACAAAGCAUAGACAUUCACGCACACUAGCGCCCGGACAACUCAGGGCUAACAAUUUUCUUUUGAGCUUCCUCGUAUCCACUGAUUAUUAUUAUCCUCUAGUAGAGGAUGAAGAUUUUUUUUUUAAAAAAAAAAUCCCUUUCGUGCUGCCAUAAACCCCUGCAAUAGUGGAAAUCUGUGCUUGGAAAAAAUGAACAAAGGCAAAGGAGAACUAGAGAAAUAAAAAAUGGCAGCAUCUCUUCCACUGGCAAGUCGGCUAAGGGAAUUAUUGGAUACUCAGGAAGAAGACAACAUAAUACAUUUUUGUUUGACGCACUCUUCCUAUGCCAAGAUUAUUAUUUUUUUUUUCAACGGACCAAAAACUAGAGUCUGAAAACUGAGGAUAUAAACUUUUUAUUUUUCUGUGUGUGUUUUUUUUUACAUUGUCACAGGGACUAAGUUAACUUGUAUAUUAUUUUUUUUAAUUAAUAUGCUAAUUAUUUGGGUUGAUACGUGUCUUGUUUUAUCUUGUUUUUUUUUACGAUAAAGGAAAACAACUUGAAAAAAAAAUGAUAAAAUGAAACUGUGGAUGUAUAUAAAUGUAAAAAAAUAUUUAUAGCACCUAUAAAAUUCAGGGUCGGUAGAGGAA
This is a messenger RNA of Bombina bombina (fire-bellied toad), 2527 nucleotides long. RefSeq names its product Meis homeobox 3 (gene MEIS3). Gene Ontology annotation, molecular function: DNA-binding transcription activator activity, RNA polymerase II-specific; RNA polymerase II cis-regulatory region sequence-specific DNA binding. Lineage: Eukaryota; Metazoa; Chordata; Amphibia; Anura; Bombinatoridae. The record is from RefSeq and is a predicted model, not a curated record. Bases 571 to 1929 code for a protein of 452 amino acids. The transcript has 12 exons. Gene Ontology annotation, biological process: positive regulation of transcription by RNA polymerase II; brain development; animal organ morphogenesis.